This is a messenger RNA of Argentina anserina (silverweed cinquefoil), 2522 nucleotides long. RefSeq lists its product as uncharacterized. Lineage: Eukaryota; Viridiplantae; Streptophyta; Magnoliopsida; Rosales; Rosaceae. The coding region runs from base 513 to 2072 and encodes 519 amino acids. Gene Ontology annotation, biological process: mRNA 3'-end processing. The transcript has 7 exons. The record is from RefSeq and is a predicted model, not a curated record. Gene Ontology annotation, molecular function: RNA polymerase II complex binding.
CCAUCCUUGUACUAAGUUUAAUUUGAGACCGGACAUCCAAACUCGGUUGUGUUUUUCUCUUUAACCGUUUUGCGCCAAAUGGCCCCUACUUAACUCACAGCUCAAAAACCUCUUCUCUCUCUGUCUCUCUCUUCACAACGUUACUGCCAGAAACCGUUUCUAGGGUUUCUCAAAACCCACCAAACCCUUCCCUCUCUUCCAAAUUCUUUCACAGAUUGCCAUAAAGUUCUGUAAUUUGUGCCACGACGUCGUUUUAGUGGGAAGUAGCUGUCAAAGUUUGAACCUUUUGCUCAAUUGGGAUUGUCAAUUGGUGUUGUUGUAGCUGCCCAUGUGCUGAUUGGAGCUGGGAGGGGCUUGGUUUUAGGGUUAAAGGUUGAAAGAUUUGUGGGGAUUGCUGUAAAGGGUUUUUGGAGUUCAGGGUUUUGAAGGCGUAGUGUGAUUUUAAGGGUAUUUGUUGGUGUAUUGAUUGGUGAUUUGAGUGGGGGAAGAAGGCAUUGGUAAGGUAAUAGGAUAUGAGUAGUGUAUUUAGUGAACAGAUACUUGCAGAUAAGCUCUCCAAGCUCAACAGCACCCAGCAGUGUAUUGAAACUUUGUCACACUGGUGUAUAUUUAAUCGGAGCAAAGCAGAACUAGUUGUUACGACAUGGGAGAAACAGUUUCAUAGUGCACAGAUGGUGCAAAAAGUCCCUCUCUUGUAUCUUGCUAAUGACAUCCUUCAGAAUAGCAAGCGUAAAGGAAAUGAGUUUGUUACUGAGUUUUGGAAGGUUCUCCCAAGAGCGCUUAAAGUUAUUAAUGAGGAAGGUGAUGACCAUGGAAAGAAAGUCGUCUCUAGAUUGGUUGGGAUAUGGGAGGAGAGGAGAGUAUUUGGGUCUCGCACAAAAAGCCUCAAAGAGCUAAUGCUUGGGGAGGAAGUGCCUCCACCAUUGGAAUUAAGUGGCAAAAAGCGCUCACGUUCAGUCAGAGUUUUGAAAAGAGAUUCGCGCUCUAUCAGAACGAAACUGUCCAUUGGAGGUUCAGCUGAAAAAAUUGUAUCGGCGUUUCACUUGGUGAUCAGUGAAAAUUCAAUUGAAGAUGCUGAGAUGAGUAAAUGCAAGUCUGCAGUUCACCAAGUAAGGAAGUUGGAGAAAGAUGUUGACAAUGUCUGUACUACUGCAAAGGAUCCAAGACGGAAAAGUUUAGCAAAAGAACUCGAGGAGGAAGAAAGUGUGUUGAAGCAGUGUUUUGAAAAACUUAAAUCAGUUGAAGCAAGUAGAGUAGCACUUGUAUCUCAAUUAAGAGAAGCUUUGCAUGAACAGGAAUCCGAAUUGGAAAACGUUCGAACUCAUAUGCAGGUGGCAGAAGCACAGGCAGAAGAAGCCAGCAACAUGCGGAAACGGUUAAAUGAUGACAAUUAUAUAUUUAAUCCAUCGAGUGCUGAUGCGAAUUCCAAAGGAGGACAAACACCUAAGAAGUCGGCUGCAGCCAUUGCAGCUUUGGUUGCAGACAAGCUUACUGCAUCGAGUUCCUCUCAAUUGAUUAUGACUUCUGUUCUUUCUACUUUUGCUGCUGAAGAGGCAAAGAAUGCUGGACUGACCAAGCCCUCCACCUCUUCCAAUUCUUUCCCAUCCACACCAAAGAGUUCUGGCACUGAUUCAUUGUCUAAACCUGAAAGGUCCAUUUCAGCUUCAGAUCCCGUUAUUUAUAUGUCAACACAGCUGACUGCUGUGCUGCCAAACCACGCAUACCAAUCAGCAAUGGUUCCGCAACUGCAGAAUCAUGUCCCAACCUCACAACCUCAGUUUCAUAUGCUUCAAAAUCCCUCCUCACAACAGUAUAUACAACCAUCAGGUAAUGUCAUGCCUCAAUACGUUUACGGGAAUGUUCCACCUUUGCCUCUAGGACUGCCACCACCCCCACAGCAUAUGGUAAGUCAUGUGUUGCCUUUGUCUCAGCAGCCCUUGCAAAUGAGCCAGCAACCAUCACCAAUCACGCAGCAGCAGCAACAUAUACCCUUAAUUCAGCAACCUCCUAGUUUCCGGCCACUUCAGCCGCCCGGAAUAGUGUAUUAUAGCCAUCCUCAUCAUUCUCAAUGAAUUUGAGUACUUUAGGUAGGCAGUUUUAACCAAUUUGAGCUUUGUUUUUGUUUUCAGGGAAAAAUCAUGAAAGUUUUGUUUAAUUAUGUUGGCUCCUUUUUCUGGGGUCAGCAUUUAGGUCUCUUUCAAGCUUGCAUCUGCUCCAAGAUUAUCUCUAUGUUAAUCAUUGGAUAAUAACCAUAUAAUUUUCUGAAACCAAGUUCUGGAGAAUUAGUUUGAAGCCUUUUGGGGAUUAUCCAAUAUGUACUCAGAGAAAUUAUAAAACACAUGUGAGUACUGCUUAUUUUGGCUAGUUGCUGUAGGUCAGAAUAUGUUAGAUAUUUACCUCUUCCCAGGCCCUGAAGGUUACUGCUCUUCUCCAGGCAUUGUACCAUCCCAAUAUUCCCUCAUUGUUUCAGCAAUAUUUACAUUUGUUUUAACCUUUAACUAUGUAUGGCGACCCUAAAACUG